GGUUGCGGGGAGCGGAUGGAGGAGUCUGGGAGGGGGAAGGAGCUGGCGGCGCCGCCGUGGGCGCCGAGCAGGUCAACGGCGUUCCGGCCCUACCCCUACGCCGCCACGGGGGGCGACUGGGCGGAGGCGCCGUCCGCCCGGGGCAAUGGGGUUGCCGCCCGCUCAAGCAACCUCCGCGCCGUCAGGAAGAGACCUCUUGUUACAAGAUUAACCAGAGACAUCAUCCAAACAUUUCAAAAAUGCAAUCCUGGGUUUAAUUACUCAGACUUGCUAAAUCCCAAGCGCUUUCUCACCAAUCCUUCAGUCGCAGCUCACAACGAUGGCCUUGAUAAUGCCAAUUCCGACCUCAUCAUGUAUGUCAACUUGGAGUUGGUUAAUAAGAAGUCAGACCGGAGGUACGUUGUCCAAGAAAUGCUUGGUCAAGGUACAUUUGGGCAGGUUGCUAAAUGCUGGGAUGCAGAAACCAACAGCUAUGUUGCGGUGAAAGUUAUCAAAAACCAGCCUGCCUUUUAUCAGCAGGCUAUCAUGGAGGUCUCACUGUUAAGCAUGCUAAAUGAAAGAUUUGAUCCUGAUGAUCAACACCACAUUGUCCGGAUGCUGGAUUUUUUCCCAUGGAAAAAUCAUUUGUGCAUCGCGUUUGAAAUGCUUGGUCAUAACCUGUAUGAGUUGUUGAAAAAGAACAGCUUAAGAGGUUUACAACUGAAAUAUGUCCGUACUUUCUCAAGACAGAUAUUGGAUGCAUUGGUUGUCAUGAAAGGAGCUGGCAUAAUUCAUUGUGAUCUAAAACCAGAAAAUAUCCUUAUAACUCCGAAUGUAAAAUCAGCAGCUGGAGUUAAAGUAAUUGAUUUUGGAUCAGCAUGCAUGGAGGGCAAAACAAUAUAUUCAUAUAUUCAGAGCCGUUAUUACAGGUCACCUGAAGUGCUUCUUGGUUAUCCAUAUACUACUGCCAUCGAUAUGUGGUCAUUUGGCUGCAUAGUUGCUGAACUGUAUAUAGGGUUGCCCUUAUUUCCUGGAGCAUCAGAAUACGAUGUCCUUAGCCGCAUGAUUGAGAUUAUCGGUGGGCAACCACCUGAUGAUCUGCUAAGGGAGGCUAAAAACACCAGGAAGUUUUUUAAACAUGUUGGAAGCAUUUAUCCUGGUAAUGGAGCACAUGGUAGUCUUGGCAGUGCAUACAGAAUACUAACAGAAGAUGAGGUUGAAGCAAGGGAUUCGAAAAAGCCAAAAGUAGGGAAAUGGUAUUUCCCUCGUGGAAGGCUUGAGAGACUCAUAUUUGCAUACCCUUGGAAGAAUUUAAAUGAGGGUGAUCUACCAGAGGCAGAAAAGGCAGAUUGCUUAGCAUUGGUUGAUUUCUUGAGAGGACUUGUUGAGUUUGAUCCUAAUAAGCGGUGGUCACCGUUGCAGGCUUCUUAUCAUCCAUUCAUAACUGGUGAAGCCUUCACUGGCCCUUAUGAGCCUUUCCGGGAGACCCCAGUAAUUCCUGUUGGUCGUGCAGCAGCAGUUGAUCACAAUCCUGGAGGAGGUCACUGGCUAGCGGCUGGCCUUUCCCCGCAGGUUGUUGGAAGCAUUAACAGGUCCCUACCAUUCAAUAACGUUUUUUCGCCAAAGAUUCCCUUAUCAUAUGGAAGCAGCUAUGGCAGCUUGGGUAGCCAUGGUAGCUUUAAUGAUAAUGUAGGUCUUGCAAGCAGCUACGGAAGCUAUGAUGCCCAUAACGUCAACAUGUAUAAUUCACCGCUAGGCCCUUCUGGAUUUAAUUUACAGUCACAAGCUGGAGGAACAUUUCUAGGGUUCAGUCCAGAUAUUAGAAGAAGGCAUCAUCUCUCUCAUGGUGGUGGCAUUCGAUCAAGUCCUGGGGGUCCAGGGCCUAUGUCUCUUGGGGCCAGUCCAUCGCAAUUUACUCCUCCAAAUUCCCAGAUGCACAUCCCAACUAGCGCUACUGCCAAGUAUGCCACUUCUCCUGCAAGGGGCAGUCAUGGCUCCUCAAUAGGAAAAGCCGCUGUGGCAGGCCAAUACAAUAGGAGAAGGAAUCUGGGUCACCCACCUAUGUCAAUGCCACCACAUGAGUACACAUCUCAGCCCAUCCAGGGACAUCAUGGAAAUGGUGCCAGUUCAGCCUUUGCUCGAGGAUAUUCUAGCCAUUCAUACGGUGCACUUCCUAAUUCUGGUCAUUAUAAUUGGAGGCCGCAAGUAGGCGCCAGCACUGGUGUAUCCACAAACUCUUCUUCCAAUCAUGGUUAUGUUCAACCAUCCAAUUACAAUGAUUUCCGUCCUUUGCACUCAUCCACCAUGCCAGCCGAUACGUUGGCCUCCACUUCAUCAGUACCAGAUCCAGCUGAUUGGGAUCCCAACUAUAGCGAUGAGUCACUCCUUCAAGAAGAUAAUUCACUGUCAGCUGAGUUAGGCAGUCUUCACCUGAGAGAUGCAAGUGGUCAAACAAUCGGGUCUAGCAGAUUGCUUGAUAUCCAAAGCCAUGAAAUUGCAAGCUCAAAUCCUUCAUCCAUGAAUCACAGAAGUGGCCGCCCAUUUCAUGCACCGUCUCUCAGAGAAAGUGGCCAUUCCACAGGUCACAUCACCUAUGAUAGUUACAACCAUGCAAAUUAUUCUCAGCAAAGUUUCCCUGGUCGUCAUGGACAACCAUUUCAGCGCUACAACCACAUAAACUCCACCUCUAUACGCCCGAUGGGGAAUCUCCAAAAUGGCCGAUCUGUCUGGUCUAACUAUAGCAUGGCAGAAUCUCCACCUCCAAUAGUUGAAGGGAUGCCCUGGGGAGAAAGGGCUGGUCACUCUUUUGGAACAAGCGGACUGCCACCGCCCUUUGGAAGAAAGGAUCUCGGGAGGAUCUUCUAGCCCUCAUCUUGGAACUGGAGGAAUGCCAUCCCAUUGAUGUCUUAAUUGGUCCAUGUUUGCAAUUCUUGGUUGCACUGCUCAAGUCAUGUUGACUUCAGUGAUUCGUAGCGUUCCUCCAAUUGGUGUCCCCCUUGUAGUGGUACUCGAAUUCAUGAAGUUAUAAUCAUAUGGGCUAUAAUUGUAGCAUUCUUUGUUCUCUCCUGGGUUGCCAUGUUUUUCAGUGUGAGAGUAUGCUAGCACGAAUCAGGUAAACGUUGUAUGCUCUCCUGGGCUGCACUUGUGUUGUGCUACCUUGUAUUUUUUACAGCCCCUGUGGUGGGCUGUGCCAAUCUGAGCUGUGCUAACAAGGCACUUGAGUUUUU
Molecule: messenger RNA, 3206 nt
Organism: Lolium rigidum
Lineage: Eukaryota; Viridiplantae; Streptophyta; Magnoliopsida; Poales; Poaceae
Product: dual specificity protein kinase YAK1 homolog
Exons: 18
Coding region: 16-2844 (942 amino acids)
Biological process (GO): peptidyl-threonine phosphorylation; peptidyl-serine phosphorylation
Cellular component (GO): cytoplasm
Molecular function (GO): protein tyrosine kinase activity; ATP binding; protein serine/threonine kinase activity
Source: RefSeq, a predicted model, not a curated record